Molecule: messenger RNA, 2667 nt
Organism: Harpia harpyja (harpy eagle)
Lineage: Eukaryota; Metazoa; Chordata; Aves; Accipitriformes; Accipitridae
Gene: SLC22A6
Product: solute carrier family 22 member 6
Exons: 10
Coding region: 989-2635 (548 amino acids)
Biological process (GO): transmembrane transport
Cellular component (GO): membrane
Molecular function (GO): transmembrane transporter activity
Source: RefSeq, a predicted model, not a curated record
AUGGCACCCGAGAACACCACGUCGGAGGCCACCUUCAAUGAGAUGACACCCAAUAACCCCAAACCCACCCAAUUCUUGUCCCGGUAGAGAGGUCCCCCAAAUCCCAGAGAAGGGGGAGAAAGGGUGAGGAGCUCCCAAAUCCCACCCCAGCCCCCUCCCAGCAACCCAUGGUGCUGCCGCCAUGAUGCCUCUUCCCUGAUUCCGACCCCUUCCCGGACACCCCGGCCCUUGCUCCCACUGCCAACGUGUCCCUUGGCCCCAUCAUUGAUCUGAUCCCAUCAAAAAUUAACCCCCGGCUUCCCCAGGCGGAGAAUGCGCUGACCCAAGCAGGGCCACCUCCGUCAGCAUCUUUCGGUCCCCUUUUGACCACAAAAAUCACUAAAAUUUAACCCAAAGGGGCUGGCGAAGGCCAUACAUUGGCCCAAGUCAGGAGACCCCCCCCCCCCACAUUCUCAGGAUACCCACCUGAGGGUACCCCCAGGAGCUGGGUGAAGGAGGUUGGCCCCAGAUGGCCCCUCUCCAAAAGCUGCCUUUUCCCCCCAAAAAAGAAAAGCAACGCUGGAAAAUAAUAAAAUAAACGAUAAUUCUUUAUUUUCUUCCUGCCCCAGAUUGCUCCAGUUUCGCCCCGUUUGGGGGCUUUUUUGCUGCAGCAGUGAGGGGAGGGAAGCGUUGCCCGUGGAUUUGGCUCUGGCCACCCUUUGCCGGUGCUCGGUGGCCCCCCCGGACACCUUUGCACUGCCCUUGCCUGCACUUUUGCCUUCUCCUGCUGGGAAAAAACCCACAAAAAACCCACCCCAGAUGUCAAACAUUAACCCAAACCACCCGUUGGCCGGGUUAUAUAGGAGAUCACCCCGAUGCUCGUGGCGUGAGGAUACCAUGGGAGCGAGAGAAGCAUUUUGGGGGUGAAAUCCCUCCCUUUUGGGGCUCUGCGAGUGCGGGGGCAGGCGUGCAUGGCUGUGGGGUGUUCCCGGGGUCUCACGGCGGCAGCAUGGCUUUCGCCAGCCUCCUGGAGCACGUGGGGGGCAUGGGACGUUUCCAGGUGGCCUCGGUGCUCCUCCUGGCCCUGCCCAUCCUCAUGAUGGCCAGUCACAACCUUCUGCAGAACUUCACGGCCGCCACCAGCGACCAUCGCUGCCGGCUUCGCUGGGAGGCCAACGCCACCAGCCUCGACCCCUGGGACCUGCUGAAGGUCUCGGUUCCCCAAGGUGAGCGGUGCCGGCGCUUCGUGACGCCACAGUGGUGGCUUUUGGAGGCCAACGGCUCGGCUGCCAACACCAGCUGGCUGGAGACAGAGCCCUGCCGCGAUGGUUGGACCUACGACCGCAGCGUCUUCACCAGCACCAUCAUCACUGAGUGGGACCUGGUGUGCAGCUCCCGGAGUCUGAAGCAGUUGGCCCAGUCGCUCUACAUGACCGGCAUCUUGGUGGGCGGCAUCAUCUUUGGGGGUCUCUCGGACAGGUUCGGCCGCCGGUCACUGCUCACCUGGUGCUACCUUCAGAUGGGCACCAUGGGGAUAUGCUCCUCCUUCGCCCCCACUUUCACCGUUUAUUGCCUCUUCCGCUUCCUCACGGGCAUGGCCUUCUCCGGCAUCCUCCUCAACAGCGUCUCCCUCUCUUUGGAGUGGAUGCCCACUCGCACCCGGGCACUCGUGGGGACCUUCAUGGGUUACUGGUACACCAUCGGGCAGUUCCUGCUGGCUGGGGUCGCCUACGCCAUCCCUGAUUGGCGCUGGCUGCAGUUCACCGUGUCGCUGCCCUUCUUGUGCUUCUUCCUCUACUCAUGGUGGUUAACAGAGUCAGCUCGCUGGCUGGUCAUGGUGGGGAAGUCCCACCAGGCCCUGAAGGAGCUCCAGAAAGUGGCCAGGAUAAAUGGGAAGAAAGAGGAAGGGGAGAAGCUCGACAUAGAAGUCCUGAGGUCCUACAUGCAGAAGGAAAUGGCUUCAUCAAGGAGUCACCACACGGUGGUUGACCUGGUCCGGACGCCCGUCGUGCGCCGCAUCUCUUGUUGCCUCUGCUUCGUGUGGUUCUCCACCAGCUUUGCCUACUAUGGGCUGGCCAUGGACCUGCAAAAUUUUGACUUCAACAUCUACGUGAUCCAGCUCGUCUUUGGGGCCGUGGACAUCCCAGCCAAGCUGGUCUCCAUCCUCACCAUCACCUUUGUGGGGCGACGCUUCACCCAGUCCUUGGCCCUCAUCCUGGCUGGCUUGGCCAUCUUGGCCAACGUCUUGGUGCCACGAGACCUGCGGACACUUCGGACUGCCCUGGCCGUCUUCGGGAAGGGUUGCUUAGCCGCGUCCUUCAACUGCGUCUUCCUCUACACGGGUGAGCUCUACCCCACCGUUAUUCGGCAGACGGGCAUGGGGUUGGCCAACACCAUGGCCCGUCUGGGCAGCAUCACGGCCCCCUUGGUGAAGAUGGCGGGUGAGGUCUUCCCCACGUUGCCCUUCAUCAUCUACGGGGCAGCCCCCGUGGUGUCGGGGCUGGUGGCCAUCUUCCUGCCGGAGACACGGGACAGGGCUCUGCCUGAGACCGUGGAGGAGGUGGAGGGCAGGACCAAGCCCCAGAAGGACGAAGCCCAACAUCUCCAGGUCCCACUUCAGCCCACCCAGCCCAGCAGCACCACGGGGCCCUGCUAGUGCCAACCACCCCGGGGGACCCCCAAACCACA